CGCUCCCCUGCUAACAGCUAGCAAAAACAUUUGCAAACUUUAGACUAAUAUAACUCACAAUUUUUGCAAUGGAAAGCAGCGAGGAUGACAUAGAAGAGGACGAAACCGAGUGGAAACAACACUUGAUGGAUUCGCCGCUUACCAGUCGAGUUUCUGGAUCGAGCCCCAAUAAGACGCCGGCACCUGCACACAAAGUCAUUUUGCAUUUUGACCUGGAUUGCUUCUAUGCUCAGGUGGAAAUGAUCCGGAACCCAGCAUUGAGAGAUGUCCCUCUAGGUAUCCAGCAGAAGUACAUCAUAGUUACAUGCAACUAUGUGGCGAGGCAGCAGGGUGUCACCAAGCUGAUGUCCGUCACCAACGCCAGGGAGAAAUGUCCUCAACUGGUGCUGGUGAAAGGAGAAGACCUGACGCACUACAGAGAAAUGUCCUAUCAAGUGACAGAUCUUCUGCUGUCCUUCUGUCCAUUGGUCGAGAGGCUUGGCUUCGAUGAGAACUUCGUGGACAUCACAGAGAUGAUAGCGAACCGGCUGCCAUGCACGCCAGACUUCUCAUUUGAAGGCCACGUCUAUAGCACUUCAAGAGAAGUCGCAGAGGCUAAAGCCAAUAAUCAUCCAGAGUUGGCGUUAGGGUCGCACAUCGCCGCCGAGCUGAGGGAAGCCAUCCACGCUAAACUGGGCCUCACCGGUUGCGCUGGUGUCGCCACCAGCAAGCUGCUGGCCAAGUUGGUGUCAGGCACCUUCAAGCCCAACCAGCAAACCACACUGCUGCCGGAGAACGUUGAUGACAUCAUGGGCAGCCUGAGCGGCCUCCGUAAGAUACCAGGGGUUGGACACCAAACGGCCAAAAGGCUCCAAGUACUGGGAUUGAUCACCGUCAGGGACCUUCAACUCUUCCCGUUGACCGAGCUGGCGAGAGACUUAGGCUCUCCGUGCGCGACACGUCUGAAGAAUCUAUCCCUCGGCAUGGACGACUCUCCCGUCACCCCCACCGGAGCCCCUCAGUCUCUCAGUGAUGAAGACUCUUUCAAAAAAAUGACAUGCAUGAAAGAAGUAAUGGACAAGAUUCAGCAGCUCCUGAGCAGCCUGGUGGAGAGGAUGCGCAAAGACGGCAGGCAGCCGCAAACCUUCCGCCUCUCUGUUCGUAAAUACUCAGCGAGCAACAAGUGGUACAGUCGGGAGAGCCGGCAGUGUCCUAUCCCCAACCACGUCAAACAGAAGAUCACCUCAGCCAGCAGCGACGACACCCCGGCCGUGCUGCUCUCGUUGGCCAUGAACCUCUUCUCGAAAAUGGUGGACACGGCGGCGCCAUUCCACCUGACCCUCAUUAACGUGUGCUUCAGCAACCUGCCGACCCAAACAGCCGCUGCCAGCACCAGGGGCUCCAUCACGUCCUUCUUCGCACCCAGUACCUCCCCCCAAACAUCAACUCAAAGCCAGAUUGACUCCUCUAUGAGUGCAAGUGGGGCAGAUGAUCGUCUUGGCUCACCCAGCAUAAUGACUCCACUCACCCCGGAGAACACCGCAGAGAGCACACCAGGCCGUGAUGCGGCAUCACGCCAGGCCAGACACACACGGAGCGCUUCUGUUUCAGCAGAGGCGUCUCAGCCGGUGACGACAUCUCACAGUAGCACAUGCUCUUACGGCGGUGACUCCAAAAUCUCCGCGACACAUCGAUUACCGCCCAAUGUGGACCCUCAGGUGUUUUCCGAGUUGCCGGCCAACCUUCAGAGGGAACUUAUGAGAGAGUGGGAGCAGCGGAUGCCAGUUUUGAAGAUCCCUGCCGCUUCCAGGAAGCCUGGGAGAGAAGCCAAAGAUAAGAAAGGCAGCGGAACGGGAAGCCAGGCCAACAGUUUGUUGAAUUAUUUUAAACCCGCUUAGAGAAAACUCCAAA
Molecule: messenger RNA, 1890 nt
Organism: Phycodurus eques (leafy seadragon)
Lineage: Eukaryota; Metazoa; Chordata; Actinopteri; Syngnathiformes; Syngnathidae
Gene: poli
Product: polymerase (DNA directed) iota
Exons: 10
Coding region: 69-1877 (602 amino acids)
Biological process (GO): translesion synthesis
Molecular function (GO): DNA-directed DNA polymerase activity; damaged DNA binding
Source: RefSeq, a predicted model, not a curated record